Messenger RNA from Aspergillus novofumigatus IBT 16806, 1741 nucleotides. Its product is annotated as tubulin alpha chain. Gene Ontology annotation, molecular function: structural constituent of cytoskeleton; GTP binding. Bases 104 to 1450 code for a protein of 448 amino acids. Gene Ontology annotation, cellular component: cytoplasm; nucleus; spindle. Gene Ontology annotation, biological process: mitotic cell cycle; nuclear division; microtubule cytoskeleton organization. Lineage: Eukaryota; Fungi; Ascomycota; Eurotiomycetes; Eurotiales; Aspergillaceae. The record is from RefSeq and is a predicted model, not a curated record. The transcript has 6 exons.
GCAGAUCAUCUUGGGUUUUUUUCGUCCUUCAUUCCUCCCUCCUCCACCCACCUUUCUUAAUUUAUCCUUUGUGAACGGAAUUUAGUCAAUCGAAUUCGACAAAAUGAGAGAAGUCAUCAGUUUGAACGUCGGUCAGGCUGGUUGCCAGAUCGCCAACUCUUGCUGGGAGCUCUACUGCUUGGAGCACGGCAUUCAGCCCGAUGGUUACUUGACCGAGGAGCGCAAGAAGGCUGACCCCGACCACGGAUUCAGCACUUUCUUCUCCGAAACUGGCCAGGGCAAAUAUGUUCCCCGUACCAUCUACUGUGAUCUCGAGCCCAAUGUGGUCGAUGAGGUCCGCACCGGCACCUACCGUAGCCUUUUCCACCCCGAGAACAUGAUCACCGGCAAGGAGGACGCCUCUAACAACUAUGCUCGUGGUCACUACACCGUUGGAAAGGAGAUGAUUGACCAGGUCCUCGACAAGGUCCGCCGAGUCGCCGACAACUGCGCUGGUCUCCAGGGUUUCCUGGUCUUCCACUCUUUCGGUGGUGGUACCGGUUCCGGUUUCGGUGCUCUGCUGAUGGAGCGUCUCUCUGUGGACUAUGGCAAGAAGUCGAAGCUGGAAUUCUGCGUCUACCCUGCUCCCCAGAACGCCACCUCCGUUGUUGAGCCCUACAACUCCAUCCUGACCACUCACACCACCCUGGAGCACUCCGACUGCAGCUUCAUGGUCGACAACGAGGCCAUCUACGACAUUUGCCGCCGCAACCUCGGCAUUGAGCGCCCCAGCUACGAGAACCUGAACCGCCUGAUCGCUCAGGUUGUUUCUUCCAUCACCGCCUCCCUGCGUUUCGAUGGUUCCCUCAACGUCGAUCUGAACGAGUUCCAGACCAACCUGGUCCCCUACCCCCGUAUCCACUUCCCCCUGGUCGCCUACGCUCCCGUCGUCUCUGCUGCCAAGGCUUCCCACGAGGCCAACUCUGUCAACGAGAUCACCUCUGCUUGCUUUGAGCCCAACAACCAGAUGGUCAAGUGUGACCCCCGCAACGGCAAGUACAUGGCCACCUGCCUGCUCUACCGUGGUGAUGUCGUGCCCAAGGAGACCCACGCCGCUGUUGCUACCCUCAAGACCAAGCGCACCAUCCAGUUCGUUGACUGGUGCCCUACUGGUUUCAAGAUUGGUAUCUGCUACCAGCCCCCUCAGCAGGUGCCCGGUGGUGACCUCGCCAAGGUCGACCGUGCUGUCUGCAUGCUGUCCAACACCACUGCCAUCGCCGAGGCCUGGUCUGCUCUCGACCACAAGUUCGACCUCAUGUACUCCAAGCGUGCCUUCGUCCACUGGUACGUCGGUGAGGGUAUGGAGGAAGGUGAAUUCUCCGAGGCUCGUGAGGACCUGGCUGCCCUCGAGCGUGAUUACGAGGAGGUUGCCACCGACUCGAUGGAUGAGGAAGUCGAGGCCGAGUACUAGACGGACGUCAUCACUCGGCAGGAUUCCGAAGAAUGGCUGUAGAGUUUGGCCGUCCGAUUUGAUGCAGAGGCUGCUCCUGGUUGUUUCUGUGCUGUUGUAUUGGGGACAGGUGUUUGCCAAGGUGAUAUACCAUGGACCUGCGCGACUCAGGUUGCAUGCAAAUACAUAGGAGAAGAAGAUUGGCUUAGCUCACAGACUAUGUUUUUCUUUGUCUGAUAUAUUUUUAAUAUCCCGAAGCAGCGAUGAAAUUUUACCCGCUCGUUCAUGUAAACAGCACUUGGAAAUACGAGA